Humulus lupulus (European hop) is the source of this 1045-nucleotide messenger RNA. RefSeq lists its product as uncharacterized. The coding region runs from base 181 to 801 and encodes 206 amino acids. The record is from RefSeq and is a predicted model, not a curated record. NCBI's taxonomy places the organism in Eukaryota, Viridiplantae, Streptophyta, Magnoliopsida, Rosales, Cannabaceae. The transcript has 2 exons.
CAAAGGAUAGAAGCCAAGCAUUGUCAAAUAAGAUGCAAAGCCACUAUCACAUAAAGGUAAAGGAGGUCAAAUUGGACAUCAAAAAAGAGUUGAAAUUAUCUAACAAGAGUGCUGUAUAUAUCUCAGUGCCCACAAAACCAAUACCAAUUCUCUUUCUCAACUGUCUUCCCAAAAAAAAAAAUGACUGUCUGCUGUCAUGAAGAGCAAUCAAAUCCUUCCAAGAGAUGUAAAUUUCUGGCUGCUUGUAUAAAGGAAGCAUUUUCCAAUUGCCAUAACUUUGGAGGACGGAUUUCAACUCUAGGCCAAGAUGAAGAAUACCCAACAAGUGACUUUGAUGAUGAAGAAGAGGAAGUUGUUUCGGCAAUUCGAAGCGGGGCAAUAGAAAAGUUGAAGAAGAAGCCUAUCCUUAUGAGCUCAGAUAGCUUUUCUUGGGUUUAUUACUCUCCAAUAACCAGACAACUAUACAUAAGCUCGAAAGGACUCGAACAGAAAGAGGGUGAUAGUAAUGAAGACUGUGAAAGAGAAGAGUUUUUAUCAGUGAAAAGCUGUUUUUCUUGCUGUUCAAGUGCUGCGAGUAAAGACGUAUUUCUUUCUGUCAAAUCAAGUUUUUCUCGUUGUUCAAGUCUAAAUGGGCUCGACUUGAAAGAGCAUCAAAGGCGUUCGAUAAUUCAAGAGUUUUGUCACUGUGAAGGGUGGCCUUUUGGUCUCUGCCGUAAGGUUGUGUUGCUUCCUCCACUGCCCAAGUCACCCUCUGAAUCGUGGUCAUGGCAUAAAGGCACUAAAAUGGUUAAGCUAACUUAAUACUUAGCUGCUGCUGAGAACUUUUUCUUCUCUAGUUUUCAAAAUGUGUAUCUUUUUUUGCCACUAAAGUUAUAUAAAAUGCAUUAUGGGGGUUAAAUUUUACAGUAUGAACUUUAAUUUUUAAUUUUUUUUCUUCUCAAUCGUAUCUUCUUUUUAAGUUUUACUUUUUCAAUGUAUAAGAGAAUCAAAGUUGGGUGAUUCCGAUUGAGUAAUGGUUUCUAGUCGAACAUUGUGGUCUUGCAAA